ACGGAGGAAGAGCAAAAGUGAGACAGCCAAUUAGGUGAAAGCUAACUCUCCGCUGGGGUGACUGAGAACACCGCCCUGGGUUCGCGACCGAAAACAGUAGGGGGGCAGGCUUCAUGCCGGAAGUACUAGCCGGUUGUUGUUUCGGUGGGCUGCCUGGCUGAUGGGAGACAGGGGAGCAAGUGGAGGCGAGGAACCGGAUCGAGGGUUAGGGAUUCGAAGGCAGUUCGGCGCUGGGACUCAGCGGCUAUCAUCCAGUUAAAUCAUGGGUUCGACCGAGCAGUGGGCAGAAUGGUUCCUAAGCCACCGGGUACCCCCCGCCGGCGUGUUUGGUGUGGCCUCCCUUGCCCGAGUCGCCCUGGUGUUCUACGGAGUCUUCCAGGACCGGACUUUGUGCGUAAGGUACACAGACACCGACUACCACGUUUUCACCGACGCCGCGCGUUUCGUCACGGAGGGACACUCGCCUUAUCUGAGGGCGACCUACCGUUACACGCCACUGCUUGCUUGGCUCCUCGUUCCCAACAUCUACGUCAGCGACCUCUUUGGAAAGUUUCUGUUUAUCAGCUGUGAUCUCCUCACGGCUUUCCUCUUAUACCGCCUGCUGCUGCUUAAGGGGUUGGGCCGCCGCCAUGCCUGCGGUUACUGUGUCUUUUGGCUUCUUAAUCCCUUGCCUAUGGUGGUAUCCAGCCGAGGCAAUGCGGACUCGAUCGUCGCCUCUUUGGUGCUUAUGGCCCUGUACCUAAUAGAGAAAAGACUCGUCGCGUGUGCCGCUGUAUUCUAUGGUUUUGCAGUGCAUAUGAAGAUAUAUCCGCUGACAUAUAUCCUUCCCAUAGCCCUCCACUUGCUUCCCGAACGCGACGACAGAAGCCUCUGCCAAUCCCGGUAUUCCUUGCAGGCUCGUUUUCUCCAAUUCCUGCGGAGGUUGUGUGAUCGGGCUGUGGUGCUCUAUGUAGUAGUUGCUGGACUCACAAUUUUUGCCCUGAGUUUCGGUUUUUACUAUAAAUAUGGUUGGGAAUUUUUUGAGCACACCUACCUUUAUCAUCUGACUAGGAGAGAUAUACGCCACAACUUUUCUCCAUACUUCUACAUGUUGUAUUUGACCGCAGAAAGCAAGUGGAGUUUUUCCCUGGGAAUUGCUGCAUUCCUACCACAGUUCAUCUUGCUUUCAGCAGUGUCUUUCGCAUAUUACAGAGACCUUGUCUUUUGUUGUUUUCUUCAUACGUCUAUUUUUGUGACUUUCAACAAAGUCUGCACCUCCCAGUACUUUCUUUGGUACCUCUGCCUACUGCCCCUUGUGAUGCCACUAGUGAGAAUGCCUUGGAAAAGAGCUGUAGUUCUCCUAAUGCUGUGGUUCAUAGGGCAGGCCUUAUGGCUGGCUCCUGCAUAUCUUCUUGAGUUUCAAGGAAGGAACACCUUUUUGUUUAUAUGGUUAGCUGGUUUGUUCUUCCUGCUUAUCAACUGUUCCAUCCUAAUUCAAGUUAUUUCCCAUUACAAGGAGAAACCCCUGACAAAGAGACUCAAAUAUGACUAAUAUCUGCCAUUUCUAUUACAUUAUGAUUGUUCUGAAUGGACCAGAAGAGAGCUAUGGAAAAAUUUUGAACAUCCUAAGCACUCUAGUGAAUGUUCAAUUUGGAGCAUAAUACCCUGAUUCCACAAAUUAAAAUUAAUGUCUACCUUAUAUAUCAAGGAGACUCAGUAUUAAGGUCCACCCUUUAGGAAAUGGGAGGGAUGUUUGAAAAUGGAAGGGCUGAUGAAACUAUUGGAUAUUAAAAUGUUUUUGUAGAAAAAUACAGAAAUACAGUUAGGGACAUAAGGUCUAAGUAUUUGGGUUAUACUGUGUUACUGUCAGAAGCAGUCUUAUCUUUUAACCCCCACUUUUUCUUUCUCAAAUUUUCCUGAUAGCCAUGGAAACUCUCAAACUGUUCCUAAAGCACAGCUUUUAGAUAUAAAGUGUUAACUAAUAAGACUGUAUGUGUUUAGGUUAGGAAAAUUAGUUCAGUAUUAAAAGUGGAGGCUUAAAAGAUAAAGAAUUCAAAGUAUUUAAAUUGUAAUCAUGUUUUAUGUAUUUGUUUUAUAACUUAGUCUUUCAGCACUUAGUCCCAGUGGUAUUUAGAUUACCAGUUUUAGUUUUAUACAAAAGGGAUUAAAUUUAAAUUUAUUUAUUUAACCUUGAGUUGUUACAUAUUUUAAAAUAGCAUCUUGCUUUUGAUGUUUGAGGUCUGCAAACUAUUAGGACAUUUUAGUGUUCUCUUAUACCUCUUUGUUUUUAAUUCUGAUUUUUAAAACAUAUCUUUCAUCUAGAAUUGAAGUUAAUCAGGUGUUAUCUGUUGUAAAAAUGAAUAUUAAUAUAUUUUAGGUGAUAAAAACUAAAAUUGUUAGUAUGGCAUUUUCCAGCUUAAAAGUACCCCACUUACGAAAAUACCAUGAUAGAAAUGGAGACCUGUAUGAGAGGCUCCUGGAAAGCAUAUGAAGCAUCCUAAGUAUCUAUUAGUCUUUUAGAUCAGGAAAUACAUGGAGAAAUUGUGAAAAUGAGGCUUUGUAGAUCCAUUUCCCUUAUUACUAUAAUAUUUCUGAGAAAAAAUGCUUUCUGAGUUUAAACCAAGCACCCUAAAAUUUUUUUUUAACAUAGCCUAUUAGGUUGGGGAUUUCCUAACACUAACCUACAAUAGUAAUAUAUGAGUUUGAUUUUAUGAUUGUAAUUUUAAAAGAUGAAUAAUUUAACAACAUUGCUCUUCCAUGGUAAAACAAAUGAAUAAACAUCCUCCAAAGAAGUAGUAUAUUUCAUGUCAGGUCAGACCUAAAAAAGCCUUUGAGAAGCUGUGUGUAUGUGGUCAUAAUUAAGAAUGCUAUUACUGGCAGUAUUUUGAUGGACAUCUUCUUGGGACCUGCCAUUAGAAAAAAGGGAAGAAUAGAUGGCUUUGCAUGGGUUGCUGUUUUUGUGAAAAUAGAAGAGACAAUUGAGGACUGUGACCUUAUAAUAUCUAAUCUUCUAUCCUGCGUUAAGUAUUAUCUCUUAGUUUAUAACUGUUCACUAGUGGCCUUUCAGCCUUGCCAUUCUUCUCUUUCAUUUUUUUUAAUAAUAGGAAUUAAAAAAAUUUUUGGUAGGAAAAGGGGUGGGUAACAGAGUUCUUACAUCCCUAUAUAAUUGUCUUUUUUGUAUUCUUGACUUCCUGACUUUUUUUUAAAUAGUCAUAAAUAUAUUUACUCAUUAAUUUUUUUUACUUCAACAUUUUUUAUUGUGGCUUACUCUUCAUACUUAUGUUGAAAUUACAAGGAAGUUUACCUUGUGUGUCAUACUUCUAUUACAUCUGUAGAUUGCUAUUAAUUUUUAAUAUUCUAAAUAAUACUUGAAACAUUUUUCAUGUUUUAGAUCAUUCUCUUGACAUUCUUAGAAGUCAGUGGAGUUCUGUUGGGAUCUUUGGAGGGAACUUCAAUUCCAGAUCCUGCCCUGCAGGAAAUUCUCUACCAAAGAACUAUAGGUGUUUCUUAAAAGGUACAAAGUUUUUAUGCUGCAAAGCUUAUAUGGUACAAAAAUGUAGUAAAUUAACUUGAGAUUAUUUUAUUUGGUUUCUUGGGUUUUUUAAUUUUUGUUUUCUGGUUCUGUAAAAUCUUUUUUUUUUUUUUAUCUUUUUUUACUUGCAAUUUUUUUUUUCUUUAAUGGUCUUCAAUCACACCUAAAAUUGUAUAUAGCACUUUGGUUUUUUUCCUACACAAUUCUUUUUGUUUUUAUACCACCCCUGAAGAUAAGUGUACUCAUUUACAGAUAAGCAUUAAUUAUUAUCAUACGGGGAUUGAUUCUUAAGAUAGUCUGUGUUCAAAGCAGAGGUAACUAUGUAACUUAUUCCUUAGUUGCCUUAAUGUCUUCUGGAUGUGAUCCCUCAAUAUACCUAGAUAAAUUCCUUGGAUUAGGUCCAUUGGAAAGGCAGUACUACUCCCUAUCCCCACACAAAUAAAUUUCUUUCUUAAAAUCAUGGAUUUUAGUUAAUAAUGACUUCUCAACAUCUGACUGAAUGACUGUAAGUGACUUAACAUUGUUUUAAAAGUCUUGUAGGACUUGUCUUUUAGUUAAUUGACUUUAGCUUAGUAUGGGAUAUAUUGUUAUUUCCCCAUCAGCUUUUUCUGCAUUUCAACCAUCUGUAUGAUGAGUUGAAAAAAGGAAAAGAUGGAAAAUUUCACCUGGGAUAGUACCUAAAUGCAACUAUUCCCUGCUCCCUAUACUUUUUUAUGAACUUUUUUUUUAGAUUUUGUUUAUUUAUUUUUAGAUAAGGAAAGGAAGGGAGAAAGAGGAGAGAAACAUCAAUGUGUAGGUGCCUUUCAAUUCCGCCCUACUGGAGACUUGGCCUGCAACCCAGGGAUGUGCCAUGAUUGGGAAUUGAACCAGUUACCCUUUGGUUCACCGGCCAUGCUCACUCCACUGAGCUACACCAGCCAGGGCUAUUCCUUCUAAUCUCGAUCUAGUUUAUUGAAAAGAUAGUAGUUAUACAUGAAAAUGUAUGUACAGAAAAUGUCUAGUUCUGGUUUAACAAUUUUGUAUUUGUGUAUUCCUGUCAUAUGUUAGCUUACUCUAAUGAGUGGAGGCUUGGCUCAUGUGCCUAAAUUAUACAGCAUUUCUGUUCUCCCUUGUAUUGAGUGGUUGUUCAAGGAUUGAUGCUCUGUUGAUAAAAGGCAUGUAUCUUCUGCUUGGAUCAAAAUUAUCAGAGUAGCAGAAGCAUUUAUUCAGCGCUGACCCAGGAGAACCAUUCAUUUAGUCAAAAGAAGCAUUCAUAUUUAUUAUCCUGAACAAAAGCUAUACUAAAUAGGAAUAUUUCUAGCUGCUCACUUUGCUAAUUUUUGGUUGGCCAAAAGUCCUAUGAUUUUUUUCCAUAAAACAAAAGGCACAUUUUUCAUUUUUCAAAUUGAUUUGGAUAUUUUGAGUUUGUUGGCUGUCUUCCGCGUGGUACAACAUUGAUUGUUCUCAAUGUCUCAGUUUGAUCGCUGUGAACUUCAACUGGUCUACCCAACCAUGGAACAUCAUCCAGCAAGAAAUUUUCAGCACAAAACUUCGCAAAUCACUUUUGACAUAUUCCAUUAGUCACAGCACCUUCUCCACACUUGCACAAAUCUUUUUUCGCAUUUCAGUUGCAUUUUCACCUUUAUUGAACUAAUAAAGCAUAUUAUGACAAAAAUGUUGCUAAUUUUCUUCCAUCUUCAAAAUUAAAAUGGCUACACAAAAUUUCACCAAUUUUGAUGUUUUUUUAAAAAAUGUGUGCUGAUAUGACAUCUGUCACAAUCUAACAAAAAUUGUUUUGAAUGAGGUAAACAACAACUAAAUGCUACUAGUAGAGCCAUCUUAAGGAAAAAAUCAAAUGAACUUUUUGGCCAACCCAAUAUGUAUGCUAUAUAAAAUGAAAUGACACUUACAGUGACUAUUUAAGAGUAUGAAUAUUCGAAGCUCAGUUCAUUUUACAAAGGAAAUUUUCAACCUCUGCUGUCCAUUCUUUUGGCAAUUGUUUAUAGAUCCAGACCCAUGUCAGGUCUGGUAAUAGAUGAGUAAGACAAUGUGCUCUUGAAUUAACACUAAGAAACAUACCUUAUUAGUAAAAUGCUACAUGAGACCCUAUUCCACAACAAUUCUGUGAUUUGUAAAAUGGGAAAGUAGAGGAUAAUACUCUUCCUAAUUUACAGGUCAGAAGAUUGAGGCUCAGAAAUAGGUGACUUUCUAAGGGCAAACAUUUUGUUAAUGGCAAGACUAGGUCUUUUAAUACUACUGUGUUUUGCAAGUCCUUAGUUCCAUAUGAUGACAGGUGAUUUCUGUGACAAAUGUUUAUUUACCAAAUGCCAUUUAGGCAGGUACCUAGCAAAAGGCUCUAUCUUCUAUAUGCCAGGCAUUAUUCUAUGUAUUGUGGAUACAGCUAUGAGGCACUCUCUCUUCAUGGAGCUUUCAUAGAAGGCAAACGAGGAAAUGCAUGAUUGUGAUGAUUGUCAUAAAGAAAAAGUAAGGCAAACUAAGGAAGUAGAAAGUGAUGGCAGUGAGGAGAGGAGCAGAUGCAGUUUUAGAUAAAGUACUUAGAGAAGGCAUCUUGAGGUGGCAUUUGAGCAGAGACCUGAAAGAAGUAAAGGUAAUCAUACAGCUACCUGGGAAAAGUGUAUAUCUUGCUGAGUAAAUAGUGCAAAGACACAGAGAAGAAUGAGCUUGGCAUGUUUAAUGUACAGCAAAAAGGUGAGUAUAACUGAGUGGAGUGAGUAAGGAGCAAACUGUAAUUUACAGUAUCUAGUGAAACAACAUGAAUGCUCAUUGAAAAAUACAAUUUACAUUAGCAUUUUACCAGCCUAUAAUAAUAAUAACUCUGGGCUCAACCUAUUUCUUUUCCUGAGUUUUGAGCACAGGUUAGUUUGUAAGGAAGAUGAAAUAUAUAUAAACAUACUUGAGCAGUGCUACAAAGUACUUUUACAUAUUAUUUUCAGACAUGAAAAUUUUUUAAAAUUCUGUUUUUAUAGGUGAGGACCCUAACUAAGGCUCAGAAUAUAUGCAUUUUGUCCAAGGUCAGAGUUUACUAACUCUGGUCCAAAUGAUGGUAUGGACCCUAGAAGGUAACAUAUUCAGGAAAUUUUUUUUCACUAGACAGAUCAUUUAGCAAACAUUAAGAGCCUAAUUUGUGCCAGACACUAAGACAGGUGAUAAGGAUGAUUAUGUCAAUAGUCCUGGCUUCAAGGGAUUUACAAUAUUUGAUAGAGGAUACCAAUGGAAAGAUGACAACUCAAUGUGACAAUGGUUAGAGCAAAGUGCAUAUGAAGUAGUUGGGAGAACACUAAUCCAUCAACUGGCCCAGCCUAGCACGGAAUUUGGUACAUAAUUAGUGUUAAUGAAGGAAACAUCUUAGACCAAGGUGGAUCUAAUGCCUGUAAAUGCCCCCAGGUUAAGAAUUCAAAACCUAAGGAUAACCAAUUACCAACAGCCAAAUUGGCUUUCCCAAAUAAUACAACAGCUUAACUUACAGUCAAUAAGUUUCUUGCUUUGCUUCCUCCUCUUCUCUAUAGGAGACUUUCCCCUAGUUCCUGUGGUUGGAGCACAGCUAAACACUUCCAGUUUCACUUUCUCAAGUCAGAUCAAAUAAAAUUUUGUUCAAAUAAACUCUUAAAAAAUUAAAUAUGCCUCACUAUGUAC
This is a messenger RNA of Artibeus jamaicensis (Jamaican fruit-eating bat), 7144 nucleotides long. It is a transcript of the gene PIGM, whose product is annotated as phosphatidylinositol glycan anchor biosynthesis class M. Gene Ontology annotation, cellular component: glycosylphosphatidylinositol-mannosyltransferase I complex; membrane. Gene Ontology annotation, biological process: GPI anchor biosynthetic process. NCBI's taxonomy places the organism in Eukaryota, Metazoa, Chordata, Mammalia, Chiroptera, Phyllostomidae. The record is from RefSeq and is a predicted model, not a curated record. The transcript has a single exon. Gene Ontology annotation, molecular function: alpha-1,4-mannosyltransferase activity; GPI mannosyltransferase activity. Bases 263 to 1531 code for a protein of 422 amino acids.